Messenger RNA from Penicillium argentinense, 1524 nucleotides. Its product is annotated as MFS general substrate transporter. Gene Ontology annotation, biological process: transmembrane transport. Lineage: Eukaryota; Fungi; Ascomycota; Eurotiomycetes; Eurotiales; Aspergillaceae. Gene Ontology annotation, molecular function: transmembrane transporter activity. The coding region runs from base 1 to 1524 and encodes 507 amino acids. The record is from RefSeq and is a predicted model, not a curated record. Gene Ontology annotation, cellular component: membrane. The transcript is spliced from 10 exons.
AUGUCUGGGCCGAAGGGGACAGUCGUGGACCAUGUGGAGCACACCGCUAACAAAGACGCGACGGGUCAGGUCGGCCGGAUGCCGACUUUCCUGCUGAGUUUGACCGAAGAGGAAAGAGUACAGAUGGAAAAGAAGUUGGUGAGGAAGAUUGAUGCUCGGCUUUUGAUCAUGAUUGUUGUCAUGUAUAUUCUGAAUUAUUUGGAUCGCAAUAAUAUCGCGUCUGCGAAGCUUGCUGGGCUUGAUAUGGAUCUUAAUUUGAAGGGGGAUCAGUAUCAGACUACUGUCAGUAUUUUGUUUGUUGGAUAUCUGUUGAUGCAAGUCCCGUCGAAUAUGAUCCUGAACAAGUUCGGAAAACCGUCAAUCUACUUACCCGGAUGUAUGUUCGCAUGGGGUAUCAUCUCUUCGGCUACGGCUGCCACGACAAACUUCGCAGGACUCCUAGCUUGUCGAUUCUUUCUUGGAUUUGUUGAGGCGGCAUAUUUUCCGGGAUGCCUUUAUUUACUCUCAGCAUGGUACACACGCAAGGAGCUCGGGAAGAGAACUGCCCUCUUGUACUCGGGCUCCCUCCUGUCGGGAGCUUUCUCCGGGUUGAUUGCAGCGGGAAUCACGAACGGGCUGGCCGGAGCUCGAGGGAUCGCUGCGUGGAGGUGGCUGUUUAUCAUCGAAGGAGCCAUCACUGUCUUCGUCGCUCUGAUAUCCAUUUUCAUCAUUCCAGAUCUCCCACGAACAACCGCCUGGCUCAGCGAGCAAGAAAAGGAGCUAGCUGCCUGGAGACUAGAAGCCGAUAUUGGCGAAGACGACUGGGUUGACAGCCAGCAUCAAUCCAUGUUCCAUGGCGCGAAGCUUGCAUUUAAGGAUUAUAAGACAUGGCUCCUUCUCGGGGCGAUCUACGGCUGCACUUCUGCAGGAGCCGUCACGACCUUCUUCCCAAUUGUCAUGUCGGGUCUGGGAAAGAGCAGUGUCGUUACGCUCCUCCUAACUACACCUCCGUACCUAAUCGGAACAAUUGUUGUCUUAAUAAAUGCGUGGCAUGCCGACAAGACCGGCGAGCGAUAUCUCCACAUCGCAUUACCGCCAAUUAUUGCGAUCGUUGCCUUCAUCAUCGCAUUGGCAAAUACUUCAUUCGCGGCUCAAUAUGUCGCGAUGUGCCUCAUGAUCGGCGGAAUAUACGCAGGAUAUGUCGUACUACUAGGCUACGUCUCAAACGUACUCCCCCGCCCAGCCUCUAAACGAGCCGCAGCACUAGCCCUCAUUAACUGCCUAAGUAACGUCUGCCAGAUCUACACACCAUACCUCUACCCCGACUCCGCAAGCCCGAGAUUCGUCGCUGCUUUCUCACAUAACCUCACACUAUGCGCUGUGACGAUAAUUUUCGCGACUAUCAUCCGGAUCGUGCUUGGUCGCUUGAAUAAGCAGUUGGAUCAUGAGGAGGGGUUGGAUAUUGAUACGAGCGGAGCACAGGAGAAUGAGGAGCACGGGCUUCCUGGACGGGCUGUUACGCAGGGUUUCCGAUUCCUGUUGUAG